Messenger RNA from Sapajus apella (tufted capuchin), 3654 nucleotides. RefSeq names its product meteorin, glial cell differentiation regulator (gene METRN). The transcript has 4 exons. The record is from RefSeq and is a predicted model, not a curated record. Gene Ontology annotation, biological process: glial cell differentiation; positive regulation of axonogenesis. Lineage: Eukaryota; Metazoa; Chordata; Mammalia; Primates; Cebidae. Gene Ontology annotation, molecular function: hormone activity. The coding region runs from base 139 to 1020 and encodes 293 amino acids.
GCGGCCGGCGCCCGGGACUGCUCCCACCGCCGCCCGGACCCGCGUCCCGCCGGGGCUGCUCCCGCCGCCGCCCGGACCCACGCCCCGCCGGAGCAGCGGUUGUGGGAGCCCCGAGCCCCCGACGCCGCCCGUCACGCCAUGGCGUUCCCGGCCCCCGCGCUGCUCUGCGCGCUGUGCUGCGGCCUCCUGGCCGCGGCCGCCGGCGCCGGCUACUCUAAGGAGCGCUGCAGCUGGAGGGGCAGCGGCCUCACCCAGGAGCCCGGCAGCGUGGGGCAGCUGUCCCUGGCCUGUGCGGAGGGCGCGGUCCAGUGGCUCUACCCGGCUGGGGCGCUGCACCUGACCCUGGGCGGCUCCGACCCCGGCGCGCGGCCCGGCAUCGCCUGUCUGCGGCCGGCGCGGCCCUUCGCGGGCGCCCAGGUCUUCGCGGAGCGCGCGGGCGGCGCCCUGGAGCUGGUGCUGGCCGAGGGCGCGGGGCCGGCAGGGGGCCGUUGCGUGCGCUGGGGUCCCCGCGAGCGCCGGGCCCUCUUCCUGCAGGCCACGCCGCACCGGGACAUCAGCCGCCGCGUGGCCGCCUUCCGCUUUGAGCUGCGCGAGGACGGGCGCCCCGAGCUGCCCCCGCAGGCCCACGGUCUCGGCGUGGACGGUGCCUGCAGGCCCUGCAGCAAUGCUGAGCUGCUCCUGGUAGCGUGCACCAGUGACUUCGUAAUUCAUGGGACCAUCCACGGGGUCACCCACGAUGCAGAGCUGCAGGAGUCCAUCAUCACCGUGGUGGCCGCCCGUGUCCUCCGCCAGACACUGCCGCUGUUCCGGGUGGGGGGCUCCGGGGACCAGAGGCUGACCUCCAUUCGUACCCCACUGCACUGCGGCGUCCACCCUGGCCCAGGCACCUUCCUCUUCAUGGGCUGGAGCCGCUUUGGGGAGGCCUGGCUGGGCUGUGCCCCACGAUUCCAGGAGUUCCGCCGUGCCUACGAGGCUGCCCAAACUGCCCACCGCCACCCCUGCGAGGUGGUGCUUCGCUGAGGGAACAGGCGCAGUGCCAGCUAGACCUCCUCUGGGGCAGAGUGCUGGGGAGGGGCUGGUAGGAGGGAGGGUGGGGGGCCCACUGCUUUGGAGGUGAUGGGGACAAUCAAUAAGAACUCUGGUGACAUGAGCUGCUGUGGAUCUGGUCUUCUGUGUCCAGCCCAGGCCUGGGCCUGCCUUGCAGCUGUGAGGGCGGCUCCAGUUCCUGCCUCCUGGUGGGAUACUGGGGGGAUGGUACCUUGUUCAAGACCAUUUGGCAACUGAGAGGGAUAGCAGAUGUGAGGAGGAGCUACAGGCACAUCCUAGGGAGGGGCUGUUGCUGGUUGGGGGCCACAGGGACCUCCACUCACGCAAGCUUCUGCUCUGCUGCACCCACCUGCCGCGUCCUAGCCCAGCCCUCAGCUGCUACCCUGGCAGGCUUCCACUUGCCUCCUGGGCCAGGUGCUUCCAGGGCUCAGCAGGAGAGGGAAGGGGCGGAGGGGCCAAGGGUCCCUCAGGUGUGGUGGGGGCAGGCAGGCGCAUGGCGCUCUGGCUCUGAGCCAGGCAGUCUGGCAGGGUGCCCACGUCCCUCCGUGGCUGCUGUGAGCCCGCAGUCAUCCUUGGCCCUGUCCCGCCCUUGGGGAAGAAUGGGCCCCUCUGUCCACAGGCCCCUCCAACGUGCCAAGCAUCCAGACGUGGCGAGGAGCCCGAAGGGUGUAGGGUCCCCUCUGCAGGGUUCUGCUUGUUGCCCAUUUCCGGCGGGCAGGGUGCACAAUGGGGUCUGUAGGGACUGUUUCCCGCCGCUGGCCCCAUUGUCACUGUCUCCGCCUUCCUCAUCGGCCUUUCAGCCACAUAAAGGGCCAGUGAGGUUUGGGACAGCCACAGCUCCAGGCCUGAAGGCCAUGCCCCUGGGUGGGGGUGUUCCAGGCCCCCUGGCCCUGUUCAAGCUGCGUCCUCUCACCCCAACCCCUUGGAUCCUGGGAAAGAGACAGCCACGGCUCAAGGGCCAGGGGACCCCUGGGCUGGGCCCCAGAAACUGUUGGCUUUCCAUUCUCACCUGGGCCAGGGGUGGGGUAGAGGCCAGAGGCACUGCCCAGGCAGAUGAAGUCCCCAACUUUCAGGGAGCAAAGUGAGGCUGGGUGAGGGACACAGCUGUGCAGGGCCCACAAACAAGGCCCUUCCUCCAGAUCUGUGGAUGUAGGUGCCUGGUGGGUGCAUGCCCUCUGUGGACACCUGGGGGGGAUCACGUCCAUCACCACCCUGGGACUUUCACGGGGCAGGUUGUCUGAAAGCUGCACAUGCAUGGGGGUUAUGGUUUCACAGAUCGCCUGCCUGCCGUGGGGCUGAUGAGAAGGAUGGGUGAGGAGCACAGCUGCCUGGGUAUCAGUCACUGGGGCGGGGGUCCUCCCACCUUCCGCUCCUCCUCAGGCUCCUUGCUUCUCUCCUCUCUCCAGACUCCCAACUGGGGCGUGCUGCAGGCUCAGGGACAGGACCACUCCUCUGGGCAAGCCUCCAGUAAUACUUGGACAACCUCCACCUUUUCAUCCAGCUCUGACCACUCCUUGGGCCCCAUGGCCUUACAUCCAUCUGCCCCCAGCCCAGACACUUCCGCAAAAACUAGAGGAAGAAGCCGGUGUGCCCUCCCUUGAAGCCUCCACUCCUGUCUCGGGAGGCUUUCCCAAGGGCUGAGCAAGCCCCUCACCUUUGGCACCUGCCUUGAUUCUCUGGCCAGCUUCCUACAGCCUCUUCUGUUGGCCACACCCAAGCCCACCUGUUCACAGACAGCCUGGGCUGGGCCCUGGCUGCACCCUGCCCUCUGCCCACCAGUCCCAGGAAGUCCCUAAGCCUUGCACCUACAGACCCUCCCAGAGAAAGCACUGGCUUUGCAACCAGCUGUCUUUUCGUGAGACACGGGCCCACAGGAGCACCACAGGUCUUGGAGCACUGGACCAGAGGCUUCAUGCCUGCCCUGGGGAUGACCAGCCAAAGUGGCAUGGGAGUCAGGGAGACGGUGUGGGUGAGCAUGUGGGCGGAGCUACAGGAGCCUGGGGCCUCGUGGAUCACACACUUCCAGGCAAGUGCUAACUUGCAUGGGCACAGGUGGCUGCAGAGUGCCCAAAGGCCAAGGAGCAGCAUGCCCAGUGUAGACGUGAGUGGUGAGUGCACGCCAGAGUCCAGUUAGGUGCAUUCAUCCAACAGGCUUUUCCCGAGAGCCUUCUGGGUAACUGCUCCAGGUGCGGGUAAGAAUGCAGGGAGCAGGACAGGAAUGGAUGCUGUCAGCUUUCCCCCAGAGAUCAGGGCACACACUUCCUUUCUUGGGAGGGCCGUUCCAGGCCCCCAGGAGACAGGACACACUGCACUGGGUGGGGCUGGGGCCAGCAUGUGACCAGCCUGAGAAACACUGCACUUGGAGGUUGGGGGCAGUGGUCUGGGGCAUACCCAUGUUGUCUGGAAGCAGCCUCUGUCCCUACAGGGGCUCCUGACCCCAGCCAUGGAUGGCUAAGGAGCCAGACCAGGGCAGGCACAGGCAACCCCGUACAUUCAUGGGCGUCCAGCCCUACCCUGGGUGUGGAGGUCGCAGCCCUGCUGCCUGACCCAGAGCUCAGCUCUUCCACAUGCACCUCCACCCCGGCCUCACAAGGUCACCUCCGGAAC